GGGGCUAAGCGGGACGGCGACAAAGAGAUCGCCGAGUUCAUCGACAAGCUGGGCACCACGCUGCGCCCCGAGAAGGUGCCGCGGGACCUGCGCAAGUGCUGCUUCUGCCACGAGGAGGGCGACGGGGCGACGGACGGCCCGGCCCGCCUGCUCAACCUCGACCUGGACCUCUGGGUCCACCUGAACUGCGCUCUGUGGUCCACCGAGGUGUACGAGACGCAGGGAGGGGCCCUGAUCAACGUGGAGGUGGCCCUGCACCGCGGGCUGCUCACCAAGUGCUCCCUGUGCCAGAAAACCGGAGCCACCAACAGCUGCAACCGCAUCCGCUGCCCCAGCGUCUACCACUUCGCCUGCGCCAUCCGCGCCAAGUGCAUGUUCUUCAAGGACAAGACCAUGCUGUGCCCCCUGCACAAGCUGAAGGGGCCCUGCGAGCAGGAGCUGAGCACCUUCACCGUCUUCCGGCGCGUCUACAUCGAGCGGGACGAGGUGAAGCAGAUCGCCAGCAUCAUCCAGCGCGGCGAGCGGCUGCACAUGUUCCGAGUGGGCGGCUUGGUCUUCCACGCCAUCGGGCAGCUGCUGCCCCAUCAGAUGGCCGAUUUUCACAGCGUCACCGCCCUCUACCCGGUGGGCUACGAGGCCACGCGCAUCUACUGGAGCCUGCGCACCAACAACCGCCGCUGCUGCUACCGCUGCACCAUCUGCGAGAACAACGGGCGGCCCGAGUUUGUGGUGCAGGUCAUCGAGCAGGGCCUGGAGGAUUUGGUCUUCUCCGACUCCUCGCCGCAGGCUGUCUGGAACCGGAUCAUCGAGCCGGUGGCGAUGAUGAGGAAGGAGGCAGACAUGCUGAGGCUUUUCCCUGAGUAUCUGAAGGGCGAGGAGCUCUUCGGCCUCACGGUGCACGCGGUGCUGCGCAUCGCCGAGUCGCUGCCCGGUGUGGAGAGCUGCCAGAAUUACCUGUUCCGUUACGGUCGCCAUCCGCUCAUGGAGCUGCCGCUGAUGAUCAACCCCACCGGCUGCGCCCGCGCCGAGCCCAAAAUCCUCACCCACUACAAACGGCCGCACACCCUGAACAGCACAAGCAUGUCCAAGGCUUACCAGAGCACGUUCACGGGCGAAACCAACACGCCGUACAGCAAACAGUUUGUGCACUCCAAGUCCUCCCAGUACCGCCGCCUCAAGACGGAGUGGAAGAACAACGUGUACCUGGCACGGUCCCGCAUCCAAGGCCUGGGGCUCUACGCCGCCAAGGACAUCGAGAAGCACACCAUGGUCAUCGAGUACAUCGGCACCAUCAUCCGCAACGAGGUGGCCAACCGGCGGGAGAAGAUCUACGAGGAGCAGGUGGGGGUCUGGUGGGGCACGGGGGGUGAUG
Messenger RNA from Meleagris gallopavo (turkey), 1372 nucleotides. The record is from RefSeq and is a predicted model, not a curated record. NCBI's taxonomy places the organism in Eukaryota, Metazoa, Chordata, Aves, Galliformes, Phasianidae.